This is a messenger RNA of Fragaria vesca subsp. vesca, 2149 nucleotides long. RefSeq names its product glucose-6-phosphate 1-dehydrogenase 4, chloroplastic-like. The transcript is spliced from 12 exons. Gene Ontology annotation, biological process: glucose metabolic process. The record is from RefSeq and is a predicted model, not a curated record. The coding region runs from base 2 to 1882 and encodes 626 amino acids. Gene Ontology annotation, molecular function: NADP binding; glucose-6-phosphate dehydrogenase activity. NCBI's taxonomy places the organism in Eukaryota, Viridiplantae, Streptophyta, Magnoliopsida, Rosales, Rosaceae.
GAUGUCGAUGUCGUUUUCAGCUGUCUGUGUACCCUUUGUGGAAUCCAAAGUGCCAAGCCAUCUCUGCUCCAGUACUUACCAGUUCUCUUUUGGGGCUCCAGCAAACUACUUACAUUCUGAGUCAGGUAGGCGAGUUCUGCUCCAUGGAGGCCCUGUCCAUUUCUGCCGCACAUUUUGUGGCUUAAAAAGAUGGAUAGUUGAGAAUCUACACUUAGAAAAGCAUAAGCGAAAACUUGGACCUACCAAUGAGUUUAAGAGUAUUAAAAAUCAAGUCAAAGAUCAACUACAAGAAGAUUCAAAUGCUGAAACAACAAAAAUAUCCUCACAGGUCGAAGAAAGUUCUGUGCCAAGUUUCCAACCACAUGCAUCUGUUGAUGUGUCAACUACUACUGCGGAAUCUCCUUUUAUCCCACAAACUCGUUCCUCCAAAUUUCCCUAUGAGUGUGGUGAAGGACCCACACUCUGCAUUGCAGUCAUAGGAGCAACUGGUGAGCUGGCAAGGGGAAAGAUUUUUCCUGCACUUUUUGCUCUCUAUUACAGUGGCUUUCUUCCUGAGAAUGUCUGUAUCUUUGGUUAUUCAAGGAAAGAUAUGACAGAUGAAGAUCUGAGAUCCAUGAUUGCGUCCAAUUUAACUUGUCGUGUUGAGCAUCAACAAAAUUGUGGAGACAGAACGGAUAUUUUCCUUAGCAGAACAUUCUAUAUCAAUGGAGGUUAUGAUAAUAGAGAAGGCAUGUCAAAACUUGAUGUACUUAUGAAGCAAUUUGAGGGAAAAUCUGAAGCAAACAGGAUAUUUUACCUCUCUGUGCCACAAGAAGCACUUAUAAAUGUUGCAUGCUGUGUUGCUGAUAACGCCCAAUCCGUGAAAGGCUGGAAUCGAGUGAUCAUUGAGAAGCCUUUUGGCUUUGAUGUAUUAUCAUCUCAUCGGUUGACACAGUCUCUCCUUUCUAAGUUUCAGGAGCAACAGAUAUACAGGAUUGAUCAUCUUUUGGGACGGAACCUUAUCGAAAAUCUCACAGUCCUAAGGUUUGCUAAUUUAGUGUUUGAGCCACUAUGGAACCGUACAUAUAUACGAAAUGUACAGGUCAUUUUGUCAGAAGACUUGGGUGUCCAAGCAGGAAGGUACUUUGAUGGAUAUGGGAUCAUUCGUGACAUAGUACACAGUCAUAUACUUCAAACAAUAGCAUUGCUUGCCAUGGAACCACCAAUAAGUCUCGAUGGUGAAGAUAUCCGAAAUGAAAAGGCCAAGCUCUUGAGAUCAGUACGGAAAUUGGAGCCUAGUGAUGUUAUUCUUGGCCAGUAUAAAGCCAGAGCUGGUGAUAAGGUUGAUGUAUACAUGAACAGCCUGACUCCCACAUACUUUGCUGCGGCAUUGUAUAUUGACAAUGCACGCUGGGAUGGUGUGCCCUUCUUAAUCAAAUCUGGCAUGGGACUCAUCAAACACAGAGUCGAGAUACGCAUACAGUUCCAUCAUGUCCCGGGAAAUCUUUACCGUGAGCAAAUGGGGCACAAUAUAGACCUUGCCACAAAUGAGCUGAUCCUGCGUGAUACACCAGACGAAGCCAUCCUAGUCCGAGUGAACAAUAAGAUUCCAGGGUUGGGGCUGCGGUUGGAUUCUCCAGAACUAAAUUUGCUUUAUAAGGACAAGUACAAUGUGGAGAUGCCUGAUUCAUAUGAGCAGCUUCUCCUUGAUGUUGUGGAUGGAGACAACCAUCUAUUUUUGAGAAGUGACGAGCUUGCAGCUGCGUGGAAUAUUCUAACUCCGGUUCUGGAUGAGAUAGACAAGAAGAAUAUAGCCCCUGAGUUGUACGAGUUUGGGGGUAGAGGUCCAGUAGGAGCAUACUAUCUGUGGGCAAAACAUGGGGUUCCAUGGGCAGAGGACUAGAAAAGGCUGAAAAGCCUUCAGGGAACCUUCAUCAACAGUUAAAUGAGUGAGUUCGAGAUUAUCAUUUGAUCAUGCAAUGAUUCAUUUCAUGUAGUUCCCCCCUGCAAUCACAGCUCUGUGUUUCUGCAUUCGCACCGUUUAAGAUUGAUAAUGCAGUGUCAUAAUCAUUGAAUCAUAUUCAUAAGAACUGUUUACCAGAUUUUGUGCAUUGGGGUCCUUUGUGAGGUACAACGGCUACUCUUAUGAUUUGGGAGUUGAGAAUGAAUU